GCCCUCUUCCAUAUUUCACUCUCCUCAUUUUACCCCUCACCAUCCGGAGCGCGGACGCGCUGCCCCUUUAAGGGCGAGUGGGCGGGCAGAGCCCGAUUGACAGGGCAGCCUCGGCCGCCUCUCCCAACAUGCAGAGAGCCUGAGCGACUUUAGUGGAGAGGAGCGGUAACUUCCAACUUCUCCUUGCCCCCCCUCUCCUCCCAGCGGCGGUGGGAGCCCGGUCGAGGGGCCGCUGGAGGAGGGACGAUGGCCGGAGCUCGCCCCGGGGUUCACGCACUGCAGUUGAAGCCAGUGACCGUUCACGAAACGCUGAAGAAAGGAAGCAAGUUUAUCAAGUGGGACGAGGACCCGCCAAAUAGGGCUCUGGUCACCCUCCGGGUGGAUCCGGAGGGCUUCUUCCUGUACUGGACCGGGCAGAACAAUGAGGUCGACCUGCUGGAUAUCUGCUACAUCCGGGACACACGGACUGGACGGUUUGCCAAAGUACCCAAGGACCCGAAGCUGCGGGAGCCGCUGGGAUUCGGGAAGCCGGAGGAGCGACCGGAGAGCAAGACGGUGACGGUGGUCCACGGGACCGACAUGGUGAACAUCAGCUUUCUCAACUUCAUCACCAUGCAGGAGGAGACAGCCAAGGUCUGGACUGAAGAGCUCUUCAAACUGGCCACCAACAUCCUCGCCCACAACGCCUCCCGGCAGACCUUCCUCCACAAAGUGUACGUCAAACUGAAACUUCAGGUGAACCAGGACGGGCACAUCCCCGUCAAGAACAUCAUCAAGCUGUUCUCUGUGGACAAGAAGCGGGCAGAGAGCGCGCUGGACUGUUGCGGCCUCAACUUCAGUCGGCACGAGUCCAUCAAACCCGAUGACUUCACCCCAGAGGUCUUCCACUUCUUCCUCAGUAAGAUGUGCCUGCGGCCGGACAUCGACAAGGUCUUCGCCGAACAGGGCGCCAAGGGGAAGCCGUACCUGACCCUGGAUCAGAUGGCGGACUUCAUCAACCUCCGGCAGCGGGACCCCCGCCUCAACGAAGUGCUGUACCCCCCACUCAAGGCCCAGCAGGUCCAGCAGCUGGUCACCAAGUACGAACCUAACAAGAACUUCGCCAACAAAGGACAGGUGUCGUUGGACGGAUUCUCGGGAUUCCUGUGCGGUGUUGAGAACGACAUCGUCGCCCCGGAGAAGCUGGACGUGAGUGACGAUAUGAACCAGCCCCUCCCUCACUACUUCAUCAACUCGUCCCACAACACCUACCUCACAGCGGGCCAGCUUGCGGGGAACUCCUCGGUGGAGAUGUACCGGCAGGUGCUCCUGACGGGCUGCCGCUGCGUCGAGCUGGACUGCUGGAAGGGGCGGCCCCCGGACGAGGAGCCCUUCAUCACCCACGGCUUCACCAUGACAACGGAGGUGCCCUUCAAGGAGGUGAUUGAAGCCAUCGCGGAGAGUGCCUUCAAGACAAGCCCUUACCCUCUGAUCCUGUCCUUCGAGAACCACGUUGACUCCUCCAAGCAGCAAGCCAAGAUGGCGGAGUACUGUCGGACGAUCUUUGGCGAGGCCCUGCUGAUCGACCCUUUGGAAAAAUAUCCACUGCAGCCCGGUGUGGUCCUCCCCUCGCCCCAGGAGCUGAAAGGUCGCAUCCUUAUCAAGAACAAGAAAAAGCACCAGGUGAAGGUGGGCGAGGGCAGUGUGAGGCACAGGCUGAUCCCACAGGCCUCCCAGGGCUACCUGGACGCAGGGAGCAUCGGUGAACUCACCUCCCCCAGUGCAGUGGAGGGGGGAGACGGGGGGCAGCCUCUGGCCAAUGGUGACUGCCAGUUACCCCGAGACCUGGAGGAGGUGGUGAAGGUUCCCAGAAAAUCGAUUGAUCGGGAAGCGGAGAGCGACUUUGACGAGGAGGAGGAGCAGGAUUUAAAGAAACAGUCCAGUUCGACGGAUGAGGGCACGGCGGGAAGCGAGGUCAAUGCCACGGAGGAGAUGUCGACCCUGGUCAAUUACGUGGAGCCGGUGAAGUUCAAGUCCUUCGAAGUGGCCAGCAAGAGGGACAAAUACUAUGAGAUGUCGUCGAUGGUGGAGACGAAAGGAUUGGAGCAGCUCACCAAAUCGCCGGUGGAGUUUGUGGAAUACAACAAGAAACAGCUGAGCCGUAUCUACCCCAAGGGCACCCGCGUCGACUCGUCCAACUACAUGCCCCAGGUCUUCUGGAGUACCGGCUGCCAGAUGGUGGCCCUCAACUUCCAGACCCUCGACCUGCCGAUGCAGCUGAACAUGGGGAUUUUCGAGUACAACGGGGGGAGCGGGUACAUCCUCAAGCCGGAGUUCAUGCGGAGGAUGGACAAGCACUUUGACCCCUUCACCGAGAACAUUGUGGACGGGAUCGUGGCCAACACCGUCUCCAUCAAGAUCAUCUCUGGCCAGUUCCUGUCGGACAAGAAGGUGGGGGUGUACGUGGAGGUCGACAUGUUCGGGCUGCCCAUCGACACCAAGCGCAAGUUCCGCACCAAGAUCGUCACCAGCUCGCUCAACACCGUCUGGGAGGAGGAGCACUUCGUCUUCCGCAAGGUCGUACUGCCAACACUCGCCUCGCUGCGAGUGGCCGUCUUCGAGGAAGGCAGCAAGUUCAUCGGCCACCGAGUCCUCCCAGUCUCAGCGAUCCGGCCCGGUUACCGAUACAUCUGUCUGCGGAACGAGGCGAACCAGCCCCUCCCACUGCCUGCGCUCUUUGUUUUUACGGAGGUGAAGGACUUCGUCCCAGACACACACGCAGAUUAUAUCAAGGCUCUGUAUAAUCCGAUCAAACACGUAAACCUGAUGGAACAGCGGUCCAAACAGCUGGUGUCGCUGACCGGUGACGAUGAGGCGUUGCGGCCGCUCAGUCCAGAAGCCCCCAACCCCGCGGAGGAGCUGAAGAACAAACCGGACGUGUGCAUUGCCACCCCGAUCUGCAGGGGCUCCCUCACUCCGUCCAUUGGCGAGACCAAGCCGAGCGGAGAACCAGGUAACUGCCGUGCGCAGGAAGAUCCGAUUCCCAGCAUUUUAUCAGAGGUAACGGUGAUGCCAGUGGAGCAGCUGAAAACGCACAAGGCCUACGUGAAGCUGCUGAAGAAACAGCAGAAGGAGCUGCAGCAGAUGCAGAGGCGGCACGUGAAGAACAUGGACGCCCUGCGGAGGGAGCACGCCCAGCAGCUCAGUGAGGUGGAGAACAACGCCGCACGCCGGCGCUCCCUCGUCACCCGCGCCAUCAAGCAGGGCAGCAAGACCACGUGAGUGUGCACACACCCUCCCCAACCUCCCAAUCCUUCCUUCCCCUCCCCAGCCUCCCAUUCCAAACCUCCCUCACUAAUCUCCCAUUCCAAACCUACCUCCCAAACCUCCUUCCAAAACCUCCAAUUCCAAACCUCCCUCCCCAAACUCCUAUUCCAAGCCUCCCUCCCCAACCUCUCAUUCCAAACCUCCCUCCCCAAUCUCCCAUUCCAAACCUCCCUCCCCAAUCCCCCAUUCCAAACCUCCCUCCCCAACCUCCUAUUCCAAACCUCCCUCCCCAACCUCUCAUUCCAAACCUCCCUCCCGUACCUCCCAUUCCAAACCUCCCUCCCCAACCUCCCAUUCCAAACCUCCCUCCCCAACCUCCCAUUCCAAACCUCCCUCCCGUACCUCUCAUUCCAAACCUCCCUCCCGUACCUCUCAUUCCAAACCUCCCUCCCCAACCUCUCAUUCUAAACCUCCCUCCCCAACCUCCCAUUCCAAACCUCCCUCCCCAACCUCCCAUUCCAAACCUCCCUCAGUAAUCUCCCAUUCCAAACCUACCUCCCAAACCUCCCUCCGAAACCUCCAAUUCCAAACCUCCCUCCCCAACCUCUCAUUCCAAACCUCCCUCCCCAAUCUCCCAUUCCAAACCUCCCUCCCCAACUUCUCAUUCCAAACCUCCCUCCCGUACCUCCCAUUCCAAACCUCCCUCCCCAACCUCCCAUUCCAAACCUCCCUCCCCAACCUCCCAUUCCAAACCUCCCUCCCGUACCUCCCAUUCCAAACCCACCUCCCCAACCUCUCAUUCCAAACCUACCUCCCCAACCUCCCAUUCCAAACCUCCCAUCCCCCACCUCCCAAUCCUUCCCUCCCUCCCCAACCUCCCAAUCCUUCCCUCCCUCCCCAACCUCUCAUUCCAAACCUCCCUCCCCAACCUCCCAUUCCAAACCUCCCUCACUAAUCUCUCAUUCCAAACCUACCUCCCAAACCUCCCUCCGAUACCUCCCUCUCCAACCUCCCAUUCCAAACCUCCCUCCCGUACCUCCCAUUCCAAACCUCCCUCCCCAACCUCCCAUUCCAAACCUCCCUCCCCAAUCUCCCAUUCCAAACCUACCUCCCAAACCUCCCUUCGAAACCUCCAAUUCCAAACCUCCCUCCGAAACCUCCCAUUCCAAACCUCCCUCCCCAACCUCCCAUUCCAAACCUCCCUCCCCAAUCUCCCAUUCCAAACCUCCCUCCCCAACCUCCCAAUCCUUCCUUCCCUCCCCAACCUCCCAUUCCAAACCUCCCUCACUAAUCUCCCAUUCCAAAACUACCUCCCAAACCUCCC
Molecule: messenger RNA, 4570 nt
Organism: Hypanus sabinus (Atlantic stingray)
Lineage: Eukaryota; Metazoa; Chordata; Chondrichthyes; Myliobatiformes; Dasyatidae
Product: 1-phosphatidylinositol 4,5-bisphosphate phosphodiesterase beta-3-like
Exons: 27
Coding region: 247-3261 (1004 amino acids)
Biological process (GO): lipid metabolic process; phosphatidylinositol-mediated signaling
Molecular function (GO): calmodulin binding; phosphatidylinositol-4,5-bisphosphate phospholipase C activity; calcium ion binding
Source: RefSeq, a predicted model, not a curated record